AUGAACGUACAAAAGCAGAGCAGCAGCCUACUGGGGGAGUGGAGCAGCAGCGUACUGGGGGAGAGGAGCAGCAGCCUACUGGCUGAGAGGAGCAGCAGUGUACUGGGGGAGAGGAGCAGCAGCCAUCUGGGGGAGAGGAGCAGCAGCGUACUGGGGGAGAGGAGCAGCAGCCUACUGGCUGAGAGGAGCAGCAGCUUACUGGGGGAGAGGAGCAGCAGCCUACUGGCUGAGAGGAGCAGCAGCGUACUAGCUGAGAGGAGCAGUAGCUCACUGGGGAAGAAGAGCAGCAGCCAACUGGCUGAAAGGAGCAGCAGACUACUGGGAGAGAGAAGCAGCAGCCUACUGGCUGAAAGGAGCAGCAGCCUACUGGCUGAGAGGAGCAGCAGCCUACUGGGGGAGAGAAGCAGCAGCCUACUGGGGGAGAGAAGCAGCAGCCUACUGGGGGAGAGGAGCAGCAGCCCACUGAAUGAGAGGAGCAGCAGCCUACUGGGGGAGAGGAGCAGCAGCCUACUGGCUGAGAGGAGCAGCAGCCUACCGGGGGAGAGGAGCAGCAGCCUACUGGCUGAGAGGAGCAGCAGCCUACUGGGGGAGAGAAGCAGCAGCCUACUGGGGGAGAGGAGCAGCAGCCCACUGAAUGAGAGGAGCAGCAGCCUACUGGGGGAGAGGAGCAGCAGCCUACUGGCUGAGAGGAGCAGCAGCCUACCGGGGGAGAGGAGCAGCAGCCCACUGAAUGAGAGGAGCAGCAGCCUACCGGGAGAGAGGAGCAGCAGCCUACUGGCUGAGAGGAGCAGCAGCAUACCGGGGGAGAGGAGCAGCAGCCUACUGGCUGAGAGGAGCAGCAGCCUACUGGGGGAGAGAAGCAGCAGCCUACUGGGGGAGAGGAGCAGCAGCCCACUGAAUGAGAGGAGCAGCAGCCUACUGGGCGAGUGGUGCAGCCAUCUGGGGGAGAGGAGCAGCAGCCUACUGGCUGAGAGGAGCAGCAGCCUACUGGGGGAGAGGAGCAGUAGCCUACUGGCUGAGAGGAGCAGCAGCCUACUGGGGGAGAGGAGCAGCAACCUACUGGGGGAGAGGAGCAGUAGCCUACUGGGGGAGAGAAGCAGCAGCCUACUGGCUGAGAGGAGCAGCAGCCUACUGGGGGAGAGGAGUAGCAGCCCACUGAAUGAGAGGAGCAGCAGCCUACUGGGGGAGAGAAGCAGCAGCCUACUGGGGGAGAGGAGCAGCAGCCUACUGGCUGAGAGGAGCAGCAGCCUACUGGGGGAGAGGAGCAGUAGCCUACUGGGGGAGAGGAGCAGCAGCCUACUGGCUGAGAGGAGCAGCAGUCUACUGGGGGAGAGAAGCAGCAGCCCACUGAAUGAGAGGAGCAGCAGCCUACCGGGAGAGAGGAGCAGCAGCCUACUGGGGGAGAGGAGCAGUAGCCUACUGGGGGAGAGAAGCAGCAGCCUACUGGGGGAGAGGAGCAGCAUCCUACUGGCUGAGAGGAGCAGCAGCCUACUGGGGGAGAGGAGCAGCAGCCCACUGAAUGAGAGGAGCAGCAGCCUACUGGGGGAGAGGAGCAGCAGCCUACUGGCUGAGAGGAGCAGCAGCCUACUGAAUGAGAGGAGCAGCAGCCUACUGGGGGAGAGGAGCAGCAGCCUACUGGCUGAGAGGAGCAGCAGCCUACUGGGGGAGAGGAGCAGUAGCCUACUGGGGGAGAGGAGCAGCAGCCUACUGGCUGAGAGGAGCAGCAGCCUACUGGGGGAGAGGAGCAGUAGCCUACUGGGGGAGAGAAGCAGCAGCCUACUGGGGGAGAGGAGCAGCAGCCUACUGGCUGAGAGGAGCAGCAGCCUACUGGGCGAGAGGUGCAGCCAUCUGGGGGAGAGGAGCAGCAGCCUACUGGCUGAAAGGAGCAGCAGCCUACUGGGGGAGAGAAGCAGCAGCCUACUGGCUGAGAGGAGCAACAGCCUACUGGCUGAGAGGAGCAGCAGCCUACUGAAUGAGAGGAGCAGCAGCCUACUGGGGGAGAGAAGCAGCAGCCCACUGAAUGAGAGGAGCAGCAGCCUACUGGGGGAGAGGAGCAGCAGCCUACUGGGGGAGAGGAGCAGCAGCCUACUGGGGGAGAGGAGCAGCAGUCUACUGGGCGAGAGGUGCAGCCAUCUGGGGGAGAGGAGCAGUAGCCUACUGGGGGAGAGAAGCAGCAGCCUACUGGGGGAGAGGAGCAGCAGCCUACUGGCUGAGAGGAGCAGCAGCCUACUGGGGGAGAGAAGCAGCAGCCCACUGAAUGAGAGGAGCAGCAGCCUACUGGCUGAGAGGAGCAGCAGCCUACUGGGGGAGAGAAGCAGCAGCCCACUGAAUGAGAGGAGCAGCAGCCUACUGGGGGAGAGGAGCAGCAGCCUACUGGGGGAGAGGAGCAGCAGCCUACUGGGGGAGAGGAGCAGCAGCCUACUGGCUGAGAGGAGCAGCAGACUACUGGCUGAGAGGAGCAGCAGCCCACUGAAUGAGAGGAGCAGCAGCCUACUGGCUGAGAGGAGCAGCAGCCUACUGGGGGAGAGGAGCAGCAGCCUACUGGCUGAGGAGCAGCAGUCUACUGGCUGA
Oncorhynchus masou masou (cherry salmon) is the source of this 2571-nucleotide messenger RNA. RefSeq lists its product as uncharacterized. The record is from RefSeq and is a predicted model, not a curated record. The transcript has 2 exons. Bases 1 to 2571 code for a protein of 856 amino acids. NCBI's taxonomy places the organism in Eukaryota, Metazoa, Chordata, Actinopteri, Salmoniformes, Salmonidae.